UUAAGAAAUAUGCCUAUAUCUUUGUCUAUCUUUUAAGUCAAAUUUAAUAUUAUAGUAUCCUUCCAGGUCCUGUGCUGUUGCGCUGUACAAUGUUUUCCAGCAUGGCUCCAAAACGCAAGCGAACUAAAAUGGACCCACAAAGGUUUAAUUUCGUUAAGGAACAGGACAUUGAAAAGGAGGAGGUUGAAGCAGACGAUGUAUGUGAACCUGGAAAGGAUGAUGAGGAAUUUAAUCUGCAGGAAGUUUUGCGUUUGGGAGGCACAAGAGCAGAUUAUGCCAUGCUGGUCUCUGUAAACGACUGCAAUGAGCUCAUUGACGGCGGAAAGAAAGAUUCCAUCGAUGAUCUGAAAGAGGGGGAGCUUCAGGACUUCAUCACCAAACUGGGUAUACGGGCAUACAACCCCCUUCAAGUAAUACAGGAAGAGCCUGAUGAGCAGCAGAUAGAGGUUGGUAAGAAUGGGAUGAGGAAAAAUGUGGAGGCAGAAAAAACACAGAAAGUUCCAGAGAAAGUCCAAACAGAUUUACAGGAUGGACCACAAACAGGAACCACAGACAAAAAUAAAACCAAGAAGUCCAAAGAAAUAUUAAGUAGUGAGGUUCCUAGGAAGAAGAUCAAGAUGAAUGCCAACGUUUUUGAUUUCCAGCUGAGACAGAUACUACUUAUUAAGCCUGGGGGCAAGUGGUUUGAUCUGGAGUACACCAAUGAGAGCAAUUUCACUCCACAAGAUGAGUCUCUUGUAUCCAAAUACAAAUGCCUGGCUCAGAAGUUGUUUGAGGCUGAAACAGAACAUUUCAAGAGCAAGAAGCACUCAAACAAGGGUGCCAGUUCCACUUGGAUGAAGACGGUGGUGUCCACAGGGACUCUGGCUGACAGGAUGGCAGCCAUGACAUUGCUGAUACAGGAUGCGCCGGUCCACAACCUGCAACUUGUGGAAAACCUGGUGUCGCAGAUAAGGAAGAAAGGCGGUCGUCGCCAAAGCCUGAUGGCCCUAGACACCCUAAGGGAACUUCUGAUGUCUGAUCUGCUCCCAGAGAACCGCAAGCUCAGGACGUUUUCUCAGCAUCCCUUUGGCGACCUGGAGAAGCUGUCCAGUGGGAACAGGGACGCCCGUGAUCGCAGGCUUAUCCUCUGGUACUUUGAGCACCAGCUGAAGCACCAGGUGGCAGAGUUUGUGGUGUCACUUGAGUCUCUGGCUCAUGAUACUGUGGCAGACACCAAGGCCCAAGCCCUGACUACAGCACAUGAGCUGCUGUGCAACCGCCCUGAGCAGGAGAAGGCCCUGCUCGCCCAGGUGGUCAACAAGCUGGGAGAUCCCGAGUACAAGAUGGCAGCCAAGGCCUCCUACCUCCUUGACAUGCUACUGCAUAAACAUCCCAAUAUGAAGGCAGUGGUCUGCAGUGAGGUCGAGCGGCUAAUGUUCAGGCCAAACAUCAGUUCCAAGGCGCAGUACUACGCUGUGUGCUUCCUCAACCAAAUGGUGCUCAGCCACGAUGAGGCCGACCUGGCAAGUAGGCUCAUCUCCAUCUACUUUUCCUUUUUUCGUGCGUGCAUCAAGAACAAGGAUAUCGAAUCGAAGAUGCUGAGUGCCCUGCUUUCGGGCGUCAACCGGGCGUACCCAUAUGCCAACGUGGGCGAUGACAAGAUUAAGGAGCAGCUGGACACCCUAUUUAAGGUGGUGCACUUGGUGAAGUUCAACACCGCCAUCCAGGCUCUCAUGCUGCUUUUCCAAGUGAUGGACUCCCAGCAGACUAUCUCUGACCGUUACUACGUUGCCCUUUACAAGAAGCUGCUGGACCCAGGCCUCUCGCAAUGCUCCAGGCACGGCAUGUUCCUCAACCUGCUGUACAAGUCCUUGAAAUCGGAUGUGGUCUUGCGAAGGGUGAAGGCUUUUGUGAAGAGGUUGUUGCAGGUCAGCUGUGAGCAGAAUCCCACUUUUGCCUGCGGGGCACUUUUCCUGGUGUCAGAAGUGAUGAAGGCCAAGCCUGGACUCAGGGUCUUACUGCAGGACAGCAGCGGCUGUGAGGAGGAGACUUUCAAAGACGUGGUGAAUAAUGAUGAUGAUGAUGAAGAGGAGAGGUUUACUGAUGCAGAUAAGGUGGAGGAAGGGCAGAGCGCCAAACCAGAGAAAGCCAAGGAGGUGGCGUCUUGGGUACACUACCAGAAUCUCGAGGGGGCGAAGACGUUGGAGACCUAUGACCCGUUACACAGAAACCCUUUAUUCUGCGCGGCUGACCGCACCACACUGUGGGAGCUGCACAGGCUCUGUGCACACUUCCAUCCAUCCGUGGCUCUCUUCGCCCAUACUAUCUUGAAGGGUGACUUUAUCCAGUACACAGGUGACCCUCUGCAGGACUUUACCCUCAUCCGGUUCCUGGAUCGUUUUGUCUUCAGGAAUCCCAAACAGCAGAAAGUUAGAGAAAACAUAGACAGUACGGUGAUGCAGGCCAAACACAAGCUAUCCAUGAGCAACAGCCGCGCUUUGCCUGUAAACUCGGUGGAGUUCCUGGCAAAGGACGAGAGCCAAAUCCCAGUGGAUGAAGUGUUCUUCUAUCGGUUCUUCAAGAGACGUGAGAAGGAUAAGUGGCAGUAUCGCAGGAAAGACAGAGAUGAUGAAAGUGUGGAAGAAGUAGAUGACGAUGAGUUUGAGAAGGCACUUGAUUCAUUUGAAGGUGAUAGUUACUUCACAGACUUAAUGGACAACGGUCUUGACUUUGCUGGUAAUGUGAAGGGCAAAAGUAAAAAGAAGAGACAGAUUGAGGAUGAGGACGACUCUGACUCUGAUCUCGAUGUGGAUGACCUGGAUGAUGAAGAGGUGUCCCUGGGCAGCAUGGACAAGGAGGAUUUCGGGGAUGAGCUGGAGGAGGAUGGAGGGAUGUUUAUGGAUCUAGGAGGGGAGGAGGAGGAAGGAGCAGAUUCUGAAGAUGAGAUGAAUGUGGUGUCAGAAAUGAGUAAAGCGUCUAAGAAGGGCAGAAAACAGAAGUUUGAUGGGCUGGACUUCGCUGGUGGACUCGGAACACAGUCAAGGCAAAAGAAGAAAGAAGCUAAGAGCAAGGAUAACAUGUUAGCCACUGCAGAGGAGUUUGGGUAUCUGCUGGAUGAAAAUGCUGGAUUAAAGUUUGACAACAUUGGCAUGGAUGCCAUGGCAAACAGAGACCAAGCAAGCCUCAAACAGCUCAAGUGGGAAGUCCAGCGGGACGACUGGCUGCACGGCAGAGACGCCAAAACGCUGAGGAGGAAGAAGGCCGCCUUCCAGAGGAGGAAACAGUCUGGCAAAGUGGGGAACAAAACAAGAAAAAAGUAGUAGCUGCUGAUUGGCCGGUCCUGGGCCAGGCAGGAGAUUGGCGGCCCUGCUGUUUGUUCCUGGGGGCUCCCAUGCCACCUCUGCUCUGCUCAGGGAUCUUGCAUUACUUCUUGGAGGACCAUGCCUCCAGGUCGCUCUCCCGGAUCCCGUACAUCCCAGCCCACUCAUUAGACUUGUAAUAGACUGAAAGGAACCAAUCACAGGAUAAGAUGUUAGCCUAUGAACACUGGCAUUCCAACAAUAAAGAUUUGUAUGAAACUUG
Molecule: messenger RNA, 3564 nt
Organism: Paramormyrops kingsleyae
Lineage: Eukaryota; Metazoa; Chordata; Actinopteri; Osteoglossiformes; Mormyridae
Gene: cebpz
Product: CCAAT enhancer binding protein zeta
Cellular component (GO): nucleus
Source: RefSeq, a predicted model, not a curated record